CACUAACCCCUGAGGGGUCCUCGACGGGGACGCAAUAACUAGGGCGACCCCUCUGAUUGACUGGCUUCUCCAUCAAUCAGUUCCCGGAAACCUUUAAUGGGCCCGCCCCCUGAGUGGCCGACAGACCAAUAAAAGAAGAGCAAGCUCUAAGGGGGCGGUAAUAGGACAGGGUAGGUUGUGGCGGUUCCCCAGGUUGUACGUGGAGGGGGUUGAGGAGUCUACGGGUGUCCCGACGAUGUCCUGACAAGGCGCGGGAACAGCAGUGACAACGUGCAGAACCCUCCCCACCCCGCGAAGGAGGGCUGCUGCCACUGGGGCUGUGGGAUGAGGCGGCAGAAGAGAUCUGGAAGACCUGGUGAUGUGUUCCUCCCUUCAACUAGAGACCUUUGAAGAGAUCCCGGGAGGAGGCCCCGCCGCUUCUGCAUGACACAGUCGGGCUGCUGCGGCUGAGGCCUCCCGACGGCCACGGGCUCCUCGAAGAACCAGGAUUCCGGCUGGACGUUUGUUAAUUCCUACCUGCUUUUCAACUGAAGGAGAAAAAAAGAAGGGGAAGCACGCCCGGACGACUCGGCUUCACUUCAGGCUUUAGCAGGAAACUGGGCUUCAAUCCUUGGGUCUUGUCCAUCCCCCAUUCCACGAGGAGAGCUUUCAGACCUCUCUGGAGGAAAGGGGUAGAGGGGCUGACGGCCUGGACUUUAAUCUACUGCUCUGACGUUUCCCCUAAAGGUUUACGGGCUUUAUUGCACCGAAGCCUGGAACCUGAGAGAAGAUAUCUGCCCUGACUCAUCGCCCUCCCCAAAGGGGAGGAGGACACCCCCCCCCCCAUGAAGCACUGAAGCUAAGCAUUCUCAAAUUCUUUUAAGAAGCGAGUGACCUAUGGAGGAUUGAAGGACCAUUUUACCUCCCCUCCCCCUCCUCAGCCUACCUGGCUUCUGUCUCCUAGGGGAGAGGGGGAUCCUCUCGACCCUGAAAUCUGCCUUUGGAGGGUUUUGGCAAACCGUCUUUUUCUGAAGGAACAUUCGCAUACAGCUGGUGCAGGCCAUGAAUAGCAGCAGCACUUCCCACUCUCCAGUUCCCAGAGUCGGGUAUCUAGGAGAUCAAUAGAGGAAAGGUGGGGGUGGGGUGGGAAGCAGCACUAUGGCUGCUGCCAGCGGCUACACCGACUUACGUGAGAAACUCAAGUCCAUGACAUCCCGGGAUAACUACAAACCCAACAGCCGGGAGGCUGCCGUGGUGGCCGUUGCUGCUGCAGCUGCAGCUGCUGAGCCCUACACCAUCCCGGCCAAACGUAAAUACCAUGAAGACUCAGAUUCAGACCGUAGUGACUACGAGGAGCAGAAAGAAGAGGAGGCCCGCAAAGUGAAGAGUGGCAUCCGGCAAAUCCGCCUCUUCAGCCAGGAUGAAUGUGCCAAAAUCGAGGCCCGCAUCGACGAGGUUGUGUCCCGAGCAGAGAAGGGGCUGUAUAAUGAGCACACCGUGGAUCGGGCCCCCCUUCGCAACAAGUACUUUUUUGGAGAGGGCUAUACCUAUGGAUCCCAGCUGCAGAAGCGAGGUCCAGGCCAGGAGCGGCUCUAUCCACCUGGGGACGUGGAUGAAAUCCCGGAGUGGGUACACCAGCUGGUGAUACAGAAGCUAGUGGAGAACCGUGUCAUCCCUGAAGGCUUUGUCAACAGCGCAGUAAUCAAUGACUACCAACCAGGAGGCUGCAUUGUCUCACAUGUGGAUCCCAUCCACAUCUUUGAGAGACCCAUAGUCUCUGUCUCCUUCUUCAGUGACUCCGCCCUCUGCUUCGGUUGCAAGUUUCAAUUCAAGCCCAUCAGGGUCUCUGAACCUGUGCUGUUCCUGCCUGUGAGAAGAGGGAGUGUGACUGUGCUCAGUGGAUAUGCUGCUGAUGAAAUUACCCACUGCAUACGACCGCAGGAUAUAAAGGAGCGUCGAGCUGUCAUCAUCCUUAGGAAGACAAGACUGGAUGCCCCACGAUUGGAAACAAAGUCCCUGGGUAACUCUUUGUUGCCCUCUGGUUAUAAUUCUGAUCGUCUGUCAGGAAGUAACAGGGACCAGAUCCUGAAACCAAAGCGGUCCCACCGAAAAGCAGAUCCAGAUGCUGCUCAUAGGCCACGAAUCUUAGAAAUGGACAAGGAAGAGAACCGUCGCUCUGUCCUCUUACCAAAACACAGGAGGAGGAGCAGCUUCAGCUCUGAGAACUAUUGGCGAAAGUCUUAUGAGUACACAGAAGACUGUGGGGAGGAGGAUGGGAGCCCAGCCCGAAAAGUGAAGAUGAGGAGACACUGAGAAACGAGCAAAAAGACUCAGUCUGCAGAAACCAGCCUCCCUUCUGUGAAAACUUUCUUUGGCUGUUUCUCAUAGCUUUUUUUUCCCCUCGAGAGUUUUUUUCUUCAUUUUAGGGCUGAAGAAAGGAACUGGGACAGGAUCUGGAUUUUUUUUUUGUUCACUUAUUUUCCUGAAUGGAAAUUAUAUUGAGGCAUCUUUGUUGCUGGGGAGCAUUGGUUACCACCUGGUCAGUUAGAUGGGCAUUUUGCCCUCACCAAGCAGAUAAAAGUUCAAGCUGUGCUAGGCUGUGUUUAUUUAAAACACCAAAAAUGUUUUACUGUUUCACUGCUGAAGAUUCAAGAAAUUAGUCCUUUUGCUUUAAUUGUAAAUUUUUUUAAAACGUUCUAAAUAUAUUGUUUGACCCCCUAGAGUUGAAACUUGGUCAUGGCCUCUUCAUGCUUUACCAACUUUAGAGCAGGGCUUACUAAGAAGCCUUAGGUCUCCUGUUGAUUUCUUUUUCUAACCUGCCAUUUGGUAACUGGAAUCUUGAAGUUUGCAAAUUGUUUUUCCUGCAACAGAGUUCCAAGUUGCUUAGGACAUCUAGCUGAUAGCUUAAGUGGCCACUGCACCAGUUGUUCUGUUUUCUCCCAAAUGUGCAGUUGUCAAACUUCUCGGCCAGUUCUUGACCAUUCCCAAUGUCCCAGGAGAACGGUGGGGUGGUGGCACUGGAACAGAGCCCUUCGCUGAAGUAGCAUGAUUUUGUUCAUAGAUAUCUCUUUUCAUGCAUUUGGACAUAUGUGUGAAUAUUUGGAUAAGUUAGAGUCUUCUCAUGUUUUGGUCGGUUUUAGAAAUUUUUCUAGCAAGAAGGACUCUUGUCCUUCCAAGUCUAGGGUUUGGAAUAUGGAAGUGUCAUGGCGUGUGGUGGGUUUUUGUCUAAUCUUUUUUGUCUUCACUCUUUGCCUUCUUUCCUGAUGAGGACCUAGCCUGGGAAAGGUCUACAUGUUACAUGUUCCACAUUUGGCGGUCUGUUUUCUGGGUCCCCCUUAGAGAAGGCUCUUCUUUCUCUGCUCUCCCUCUCCCCGAGUGUAAGGACUUUAGAGGGUGUCAGCUUCUGAAAAUUCUUUCUCCUUUCUGUUAGCCUUUUAAUUCUAAUAGAAAGGAGAAUUUCCACAGGUUCCCAUGACGUGGCAUUGGCCAUGAGGGGAGAUGAGAAAAGAGUUGACUCUGGUGGGAAUUUAUCUAUCACCUUGGAUUAUUUCAACACUUCAUCAGUUUCUUGGGAGGGUUGUAAGAGUUGUGAGUAAGGGGAAGAGCCUUUUUAAUACAUUUUUAAAAUUAAAAAAAAACAACUUUAGCAAUUUUCAAUGAGUCAGGCCUAUUAAAACUGAAGUCUUAUUCAUUUGGAUCUGCUAGGAAUUCUUAGUAGAAACAGGGCUCCAUUGGCCAUAAAGAUGACUCAGGAGAAACCUGACUCCUGCUGCUAAGACCUUAACUUUUUCUUUUCCCACGUGGUCCUUCUCUCUGUUCUGUCCUGUUGACUUUACUUGUCUGAGGCCUCGAAGGCUCUGGAGGUUUGGGGUCUAGUGAUAAAUUUAGAACCCUCUUUUAAAAUAUAAAUUAAAAAAAACUUCUCAGAUUUUGAUUCCUUGAAUCUGGAUUUAAGUACUAAAGCAGUUGCAGCUUUAUUUUUUUUACAGCUUUUUUCCCCAAAAAAUUAUUUGUAGUUUUGUGUGUUUGGCACUUUGCUAUGAUCUGUGUGCUCUACAAUAAAAACAAAAUCUAAUAUAUUUUGAAA
Messenger RNA from Monodelphis domestica (gray short-tailed opossum), 4066 nucleotides. It is a transcript of the gene ALKBH5, whose product is annotated as alkB homolog 5, RNA demethylase. Gene Ontology annotation, molecular function: oxidative RNA demethylase activity. The record is from RefSeq and is a predicted model, not a curated record. NCBI's taxonomy places the organism in Eukaryota, Metazoa, Chordata, Mammalia, Didelphimorphia, Didelphidae. Gene Ontology annotation, cellular component: nucleus. Gene Ontology annotation, biological process: mRNA processing; mRNA export from nucleus.